Fraxinus pennsylvanica is the source of this 888-nucleotide messenger RNA. Lineage: Eukaryota; Viridiplantae; Streptophyta; Magnoliopsida; Lamiales; Oleaceae. The record is from the annotation of a GenBank genome assembly.
AUGUACCUGAAGAAGCCGUUCUGGAGCGACGGCUUGAACUCGUCGGAAUCGGAGGACGAAUCUCAAUCGCCGGUGAAGGAGUUGGUGAAAUCGUUAGACAAGCAAAGGCUGUACAGGGAGGUGACACUCGCUCUCCGUACCGGACUGGGAGAUGCACGCGCCGAGUUCUCAUUCCUCCGAGUCCGCGGCCUCCGCAGCAUUCUCAAAUUCCUACAGUCCGUCGCUGAAUCUGAUUUCACCAUCACUCUCUUUUGCCACUCCCAAUCCAUCCCUGACCUUCAAGUGGUUCCAGUGCUGUUUGAACACCCUCUGAAAGAAAUAGAAGACCAGACAGUAACCAGUCUGAACCACAUAUUUACUGUUGAACCUAUGAAAAUAACUAGUCCUUCAACGGAUGCUGAAGUGGCUAUUGCACUAAGAGUUCUGGAAGGAUGUUGUCUUCUUCAUCGAGAGAGUACAGUCUUGGCUCAUCAACACAAGGCAAUUCCAGUCUUGAUGAAUAUCUUGUCAACUCGUGGAGUACUUGAGCAAGGUGCAUGCCUAGAUGCUUUAAUCUCAAUUAUGCUGGAUUCAUCUGCCAAUCAGAUGGAUUUUGAGGCAUGCAAUGGCAUCGAGGAAGUUGCUGUUCUUAUAAGAGAUAAACAAGCAGAAGAAAGUCUCAGGUUGAAAUGUGGCGAGUUUUUAUUGCUUCUCAUUGGUCAUUUAAAUGGAAGGGAAACACCUCCCAUGGCAACAAUACACAAGGAUCUAAGGCAAUUCUUGGGGGAAAAAUCUGCUUCCUUGAUAUGGGCAGCAAGUCAAUUUGGAUCCACUCUGGAUCCAGAGCAAAGAUUGACAGCACUGCACAUUCAAGCCCGCAGGGUUCUCGAGUCAGUCGAUCAUUACUGA